AUGUCGCAGACGACCGACCCCAAUCCAACCACAGAGAGCAAUAUAAAGGAGGAGAGCCAGACACAAGAAGCCUUACAAAAUGGUCAGUCGAGGCCGAAAAGGAGCGUCUUUCAGAAGGCGUACGACGGCCUUACACAUGUACCACCUAGGUGUCGAUAUGACCCUGAGAAGCCCUUUCGAUUCUCCAUGGGAUUGAAUCUGUUGUUUGCGUUUGCUGGAUGUUUCACUGUAGCGAAUCUCUACUACAACCAUCCUAUCCUCAAUCUCCUGGCAGACGAUUUCCAUGUUACCGACGAGGAAUCCUCCUAUAUCCCAACCCUCGCACAAGCUGGGUAUGCCGGUGGACUGUUGUUCCUGUGUCCGCUGGGAGAUUUAGUCAAGAGAAGACCGUUUGUUCUUUGGCUGGUUUGGUUCACCGCCACACUGUGGAUAGGACUGUGUGUGACAAACUCCUUUGCCGCGUUCGGGGCGAUCUCCUUUCUCACCAGUGUCACGACAGUCACACCGCAAUUGAUGUUACCCCUGGUCGGAGAUAUGGCCCCUCCUCACCGUCGAGCUACUUCUAUCUCCAUUGUCGUGUCUGGUAUGCUGCUGGGGAUGCUCAUCGCUCGUCUCUUGUCGGGUAUUGUUGCCCAAUAUAUCGGAUGGCGAUACAUCUACUGGAUAUCUUUUGGGCUGCAAUAUUUCAUCCUGGUUUUGCUAUACCUUUUCAUGCCAGACUAUCCUUCCACAAACCCGGACGAGAAAAUAUGGAAGAAGUAUCCCUUCCUGUUGUGGGACAUUGUGAAGCUUGUGUUGAAACAGCCCGUCCUGGUACAGGCAUGUUUGGUUGGCAUGUUUACAUCCACGACAUUCACGAGUUACUGGACAACAUUGACCUUCCUUCUGGCUGGACCGCCUUAUCACUACAACUCUCUCGUUAUUGGCCUCUUUGCUUUGAUUGGUAUAGGGAGUAUGACCUGGGGUCCCAUCUUUGCUCGAACAGUCAUGGAAAAACACCAACCACUGUUUUCUAUUAUUGUGGGAGAAUUAAUUUGUUUGGUUGGUGUUGUUGUCGGCACGUAUAUCGGGAAAUUCACCCUUGCCGGGCCCAUCAUCCAGGCGAUAGGCAUUGACAUUGGAUUGCAAACUAGCCAAAUCGCCAACCGGACGGCGAUUUAUGGAGUCGCGCCGAAAGCGCGAAACCGGGUCAACACAGCCUAUAUGGUCAGCGUGUUCGUCGGACAACUGAUUGGGACUGCCGUGGGCAAUUCUCUCUAUGCAGAUGGCGGCUGGAUUGCCUCGGGAUCUGCAAGUGUUGGCUUUGUUUCUGUAGCUCUACUCAUUUGUUUCUCGCGAGGACCCCAUGAACGUGGCUGGAUCGGCUGGCGAGGCGGAUGGAACAUGCGAAAAGGGGUUCCGACAAAGAGCCCAAACACCGGCCAAGAAGUCGUGCAUGUUCAAGAACAGACUGAGCCAUCUGUCGAAGAGACAUCCGAGGAAUUAUAUCAACAGAAGAAAGAUCUGGAAAUGUCAGUUCAGAACGAAAAGCAUGUUGUCGAUUAUAGCUCCCGGUCGUCACAGGGGACGCUUCACGAGGAAAAUCGACCUCCGAAACAAAAAGGGUGA
Rhinocladiella mackenziei CBS 650.93 is the source of this 1608-nucleotide messenger RNA. RefSeq lists its product as uncharacterized. The record is from RefSeq and is a predicted model, not a curated record. The coding region runs from base 1 to 1608 and encodes 535 amino acids. Gene Ontology annotation, molecular function: transmembrane transporter activity. Gene Ontology annotation, biological process: transmembrane transport. The transcript is spliced from 3 exons. NCBI's taxonomy places the organism in Eukaryota, Fungi, Ascomycota, Eurotiomycetes, Chaetothyriales, Herpotrichiellaceae.